Zootermopsis nevadensis is the source of this 1793-nucleotide messenger RNA. It is a transcript of the gene Tmhs, whose product is annotated as Tetraspan membrane protein in hair cell stereocilia. Gene Ontology annotation, biological process: sensory perception of sound. Gene Ontology annotation, cellular component: plasma membrane. Lineage: Eukaryota; Metazoa; Arthropoda; Insecta; Blattodea; Termopsidae. The record is from RefSeq and is a predicted model, not a curated record.
GUGCAGCAGGCGGCCCUCAUCAGCAGACUUGAAGUCACCUCGUAACAGGCCAGGCAGUCGCCAUUUUAUUGUGUUCAACCGAAGUUUUAACAAACUGCAUGAAUCGCUCGUAAGUUUGAACAUUUUGUGAUGUUGACGAUUGUCGAACAUUCGGAUAAAAGUGUGAUGACCGUCCUACAGUGUAGGUAACAGCUUGUGACGUUGUUCUGGCUGCAUCUAUUAUUAUUAUUAUUCGUAAUACUGAAGAGAGAGAGUGCAGAGUACGUUGGUUUCGAAGCAAUGGGCUCCAAAGUGGAAUACGUUGAGUCGUCACACAUUUACGCUACCAACUACGUGCGCAACUCGAAAGCCAUUGGGGUAUUGUGGGGUAUUUUCACUAUAUGCUACGCCAUAAUCGUGGUGGUGGCAUUUGUUACACCAGAGUGGAUAGGCGACACCCUGGAGUCGGAAUAUCCCGGGCGGUUUGGGCUGUGGGCGAGGUGCUACUUCCACAGUUCGUCAGGAGGCGGUGAGGACUGUCAGGGUAGCCUGGAUGACCUGUCCACUGUGUCCAGCCCUGCCUUCAGGGCGGCCACCGUCUUCGUGGGACUGGCCGUCAUCCUCGCCCUCCUCGCCAUAUGCGCUAUGUUGUUGUUCUUCUUCUUCCAAUCUACCACCGUCUUCCACGUCUGUGCGUGGAUCCAGGUUUCCUCAGCGGUGUGUCUAAUUGUGGGCGUCGUGACGUACCCUGCCGGUUGGGACGCCAGCGAGGUGAGGCGCACCUGCGGCACAUCCGCGGGCCGCUACGAGUUGGGGGAAUGCGGUCUGCGGUGGGCCUACCUUCUGGGCGUCAUCGGCUGCCUGGACGCCGUCAUCUUGGCGGCGCUCGCCUUCAUCCUUGCAACCCGCCACGUCAGACUGCAGGUCGAGCCAGGGUACACGGCCAACGGCUCGCUCUACAAAGGUGAAGUGAAUGGAGGUUUCGUGGGCGAUGCACAGUCAGUAGGCGGGUCCAGGAAGUCGCUGAACCUCCACCCCGUGCUCCUAAUGCCUCAACCUCACCACCCAGGAGGUGAGACCGACCGCUUCUCCGAAUUCUCUAAUCGCACCGGUCGCUCCAAGUCGUCGGCAUAUAGAGCCGAGUAUGCGUCCAGCAUCCAGAACUUCCAGCUGUGAGGACUUCUGAUGCAAUAAUACAGGAUGUUAAUUUUGUAAUGGAACCAUCUUUAACCGAAGACAUCGCCGGGACAUUCCACUUGUAAUUCUGGGACAUGUCCGCGGCUCUCAGUUUGAUUUAUGGGGGGUUUAGUUAUAUUGCAGACUGAUUUGUCUGAACCGUCUCCUCGCGUCCAUGCGGAUAGAUUUGGAGAUGAAUGUCCCAUUAACCAUCCGUCUGUAUGGUGAAAUAAUAUUCUUGAAUUCUACUUUUAUGCCAGCCUUGUAUUCUGUAAGUAUUCUGGCCUCUGUUUACUUCAUUCGGUUUCAACAGUUAGUGUUGAUACGAGGAAACAAAACAAAAUUUUUCACCAAAACAUAAUUUAUGUAACGUUUGUUUACUGUGUGAUACCCCGUUAAGUAAUUUCUGAUUUUAACAGUGUCUAGCAUUCCCUUUCCGCCACAUAAAACAGUAGAAUGGAAAUCAAUAAAAUUAAUUUCCGUUCCCACGUGUAUCCAGAAUUUCUGAAAAAACACGACUUGUUCUGCAUUAAACCGGUUGUAUAUUUUAUUAGUCAUAAAAGAGACAUAUGUUUGUGUUAAAUGCAGUAAUCUCGUUCUUCUUAAAAGAAAACUAGUUAAAGAGCAAUGUAAAAUGA